GUUGUGAGAACCACCUUUAUCUGCUGUCAUCUUAAGCUAAAGCAAGUAAUUUUUUGAUAAUGAGAUAUAAGUUUCUCACUUUAUAGAAUGUUAAGGAGUGCUGGAUAGUGGAAAAUAAUGAGCCAAUAAACUUGCUGGUGUGUCGUAAUGAGAGUAGUGUUCCAAUCAGUAUUGCUUAUCAGGAGAAUGUACGGUGGUAUUUAGGAUCCAAUAGAAUCAGAUCCAGGGCACAGUAUGGAGGCAGUGAAGGAUGAGGAACGCUUGCGGCGUCUUCGACUAUUGGAAGAGAAACUAUGCGAUCCUCGCUCCACUGGCAACGUGGACUGCUUGCUCGACACUGUCACAGCGCUCGUCUCUGACUGCGAUCACCCGGCUAUUCGACGAAUGAAAAAUGUCGAAGCUUAUACGAGUCGAUAUGAAGAAUUUGCAUCUGACAUUAUUGACUUGCGUAUGAAGGCUGCGGAUUAUGAUCUAAUUAAAGUAAUAGGUCGUGGUGCAUUUGGUGAAGUUCAACUAGUCAGACAUAAAUCUACACGUCAGGUAUAUGCCAUGAAACUUCUUAGUAAAGUUGAAAUGAUUAAAAGAUCAGAUUCAACAUUUUUUUGGGAAGAGAGACAUAUAAUGGCUCAUGCAAAUUCCGAAUGGAUUUUGAAACUUCAUUUUGCUUUUCAAGAUCAUAAAUAUCUCUACAUGGUAAUGGAUUAUAUGCCUGGUGGCGAUCUAGUGAGUCUUAUGUCUAAUUAUGAUAUACCUGAAAAGUGGGCUAAAUUUUAUACAAUGGAAAUUGUACUAGCGCUAGAUGUUAUUCAUGGUAUGGGGUUUGUUCAUAGAGAUGUUAAACCUGACAAUAUGCUAAUUGAUAAGUAUGGCCAUUUGAAGUUAGCAGAUUUUGGUACAUGCAUGAGGAUGGGGCCCGAUGGCCUAGUUCGGGCUAGUAAUGCUGUAGGUACUCCAGAUUACAUUUCUCCUGAGGUGUUACAAUCACAAAAUGGGGAAGGUGUUUAUGGGCGUGAAUGUGAUUGGUGGGCGGUGGGAAUAUUUUUAUACGAAAUGUUAAUAGGAGAUCCACCAUUUUAUGCUGAUAGCUUAGUAGGUACGUAUGGAAAAAUUAUGGACCAUAGAAAUUCUUUACAAUUUCCUGACGAUGUAGAAAUAUCAAAAGAAGCAAAAUCACUUAUUAGAGGACUCUUAACAGACAGAGUAAAAAGACUUGGUAAGAAUAGUGUAGAUGAAAUAAAACAACAUCCCUUUUUUAUAAACGAUCAAUGGAGUUUUGAUAAUUUAAGAGACUCUAUACCACCAGUUGUGCCAGAUCUAUCCAGUGAUGAUGAUACACGUAAUUUUGAUGAUAUUGAAAAAUCUGAUGCUUUGGAUGAAUCAUUUCCAGUUCCAAAAGCAUUUGUUGGAAAUCAUUUACCAUUUGUAGGAUUUACUUAUAAUGGAGAUUAUCAGCUCUGUGGAGGUAAACUUAAACCUGCUGAUGUGGUAGAUACAAUAUCUAAUAAUCACAUUAAUAAUGUUGGAUCUGAAGCAAUACUUCAACUAGAAAAAUUAUUGGAAAGAGAAAGAGAUGGAAAACGUAAACUUGAAGAUAGACAAGCAAUACUAUGCGCUCAGUUGGAAGAUUUCUCGCAAAGAGAAGCCAGGAGUAAAAAAAUUAUAGCUGAUACUGAUAAAGAGUUGGCACUUUUAAAACAUGAUCUUAAGGAAAUUCAACGUAAAGCUGAAAUGGAAGCUGAUGCUAGAAGAAAGAUGGAAUUAAACUAUGGUGAUGUAAAACGUCGUUUAGAAGAUGAGCAGAGUAAGAGAGUUAAGGAAAUGAGUAAUUUACAGAUGUAUAAUGAAAAAAUUAAUGCAUUGGAAAAACAGUUAACAGAAAUGCGUGAGAAAUUAAAACAGGAGUCUGAAGCUGCUGCUAAAUCACGCAAGCAAGCAGCGGAACUGAGUGCAGCACAAGCUGCUGCUGCUGCUGUGAGUGAUGGCACUGUAGCUAGUUUGCGAGCACAGAGGGACACUCUUGAAAGAGAGUGUAGUACUUUGUCAGAAGAGCUCGGUACGGUUAAGGCAGCUAAACAAAGGGCGGAGGCUUCCGUAAAUGAAGCAACUAGUCGGUUGAACGCUGCACAUGCUGAGCUGGAACGGUCAUCGGCAAGAUUAAACCAAAUAAUAGCUGACAAUCGACAACUUUCGGAGCGUGUUUCGUCUUUGGAAAAGGAGUGUGCAUCGAUGUCUCACGACUUGAGAACCACUCAACACAUGUACCAGCAAGAAGUAAGGGCGCAUCAAGAAACGCAGCGUUCUCAGUUGCUUUCUAAGCAGGAAGCCAACUUAGAGCUGGUCAAGGCAUUGCAAGGCAAACUAAAUGAAGAGAAAACUGCACGACAACGAGCUGAGUCAGUUUCUCAAGAAAAAGAUCGUCAAAUGUCAAUGCUCAGUGUCGACUAUCGACAAAUGCAACAGCGGUUACAAAAAUUGGAGGGUGAACAUCGACAGGAGAGCGAAAAGGUGGUGGGCCUGCAGGCGGCGCUGGAGCAGGAGCGCGCGGCGCGGCUGGCGGCCAGCGCGGAGACGGCGGCCGCGGAGGCGGCCAGCCGCGCCGCGCAGGCGGAGCGCGAGGCGCGCGCGCGCGACCUGCACGCCGCGCGCGCCGCGCUGCACGACACCUCCGAGAAGCUGGCCGCCGCCGCCGCCGAGCGCGACAUGCACUACGUGCGGAGCGAGGAGUUGCGUACGCAGCUGGAGAACGAGCAGCACUACUGCGUGGCGUACCGCACGCAGGCGAGCGAGCUGCGCGCGCAGCUGGAGGAGAGCACGCGGGCCGCGCGCGACCUGGAGCAGGAGCGCGCCGGCCUCAUGCACCAGCUGCAGCUGGCCAUCGCGCGCGCUGACUCGGAGGCCAUCGCCCGGUCGAUAGCGGAGGAGACGGUGGGCGAGCUGGAGAAGGAGAAGACGAUGAAGGAGCUGGAGAUGCGCGACGCGCUGGCGCAGCAUCGCAACGAGCUGGCGGCGCGCGACGCGCUGCUGCAGGGCCUGCGCGACCGCGACCACGAGAGCCGCGCCACCAUCGACCUGCAGCGGAAGGAGGUCGAUGAGUUACGUCGUAGUGGCACAUCACUUGCAGAACGAGUCGCAAGCAUGCAACGCUUACAAGAGGAUGUGGACCGCCUCACCAAGAAGCUCAACUCCGAGAUCAUGCUCAAGCAGCAGGCCGUCAAUAAGCUGGCCGAGAUCAUGAACAGGAAAGACAUGAACCCAGCGUCCACAAAGAACAAGAGCAAGAUGUCGGUUCGGAAGGACAAGGACUACCGCAAGCUGCAGCAGGAGCUGACGCGCGAGAAAGAGAAAUCAGACCAACAUAUCGCCAAGUUGCAGCGAGACUUGCAAGACGCGCAGCAGCAACUGCUGGAGGAACAGCAGACGAGGCUGCGGUUCGCUAUGGAGGUGGAUAGCAAAGACGCAGAAAUCGAACAGCUGAAAGAGAAACUCGCGGCGCUAACAAGCGAGACCGCGUCUCAGUCGUCCGCCGACGCCGAAGACGGCGAGACGGAACAGACCCUCGAGGGCUGGCUAUCCGUGCCCUUCAAGCAGAAUAUACGCAGACACGGCUGGAAGAAACAAUACGUUGUCGUAUCCUCGAAGAAGAUCAUAUUUUACAACUCGGAGAAUGAUAAGCAGAACACCACUGAUCCGGUCAUGAUACUGGAUUUGAGCAAGGUGUUCCACGUGCGGUCGGUGACGCAGGGCGACGUGAUCCGCGCGGACGCGAAGGACAUCCCGCGCAUCUUCCAGCUGCUGUACGCGGGCGAGGGCGAGGCGCGCCGGCCCGGCGACGCGCAGGACCAGCCGCCCGACGCGGCGGACCACGCCGGCAACACGGUGCAGCACAAGGGCCACGACCUGGUCAGCAUCACGUACCACAUCCCCACGGCGUGCGAGGUGUGCACGCGCCCGCUGUGGCACAUGUUCCGCCCGCCGCAGGCCUACGAGUGCCGACGGUGCCGCAUGAAGAUCCACGCGGAGCACGUGGCGGAGGGCGAGGGCGUGGCGGCCUGCAAGCUGCACGCGGACCGCGCGCGCGAGCUGCUGCUGCUGGCGCCCGGCGCGCCCGAGCAGCGCCGCUGGGUGGCGCGCCUGGCGCGCCGCGUGCAGCGCUACGGCUACCGCGCCGCGCACACCAACCACGACCACACCAAGCUCUCGCCCAGGGACUCGAUGCGGUCGAACCUCAAGGCGGCGUACAUGAACGCGUCGCAGCGCAGCUCCACGCUGCCCGCCAACGCGUCGCUGCCGCGCCAGUGACGCGCCAGUGACGCGCCAGUGACGCGCCAGUGAUGCGCCAGUGACGCGCCAGUGACGCGCCAGUGACGCGCCGCGGCCGCCACUCGCGGACACGUUCUCGGUAUUCUGACGAAGGAUGUAACCCUUACAUGCUCGAUAAAAAAGGAAAAAAGUAAAGUAUUAACAUGUAAAAGACCAACUUCGGACUCGCAAAAGAGUUUCAUGGUUUAAAAAGCAACAGAAAUUUACAAAAGUAAUAAAGAGCUAAAAGUCUUGCAAGCUGACGUAAUAACAACGUAUUUUAUACACAGUCAUUUGUACAAAAGUCCUUAAUACCAAACUUCUAUCGUGCUCUACAUAUUACACAACGCAUAUAAGGGUUAAAGCUUAAAUUUUUAGUACAGAAUAGUACUGAAUAGUCUCGUUGACGCCCCGUUUUGUUUCGUUUAUAUGACUUUCUAAAGAGCAUGUAUUUAAUAAACGUUUUGCCAAAUUUUUUUGUAAUCAAAACGACAUACCACGUAAUUAUCCCCAUACGCCUAUGCGAAUCUGUAAUAUAUAUUUUUAUUGAAAUUUUAUAUAUUUUUCAAACAAUGAACAUAAUUUUUUUACCUCGAAUAUAGAAUUUAAAUUACUUACUUGUAUAUUAGCUAGUCUCAUUUAAAUUAUGGCCAAAAUUUAAAUAAUCGAUUAACAUUGUUGAAAUGACGUUUCGUUCUUUAAAAAGCGUACUAAUUUAAAAAAUUGUUAUUAUAUAAAAAUAUGUUUGAAAAA
Messenger RNA from Melitaea cinxia (Glanville fritillary), 5052 nucleotides. RefSeq names its product rho-associated protein kinase 2 (gene rock1). Gene Ontology annotation, biological process: embryonic morphogenesis; mitotic cytokinesis; peptidyl-threonine phosphorylation. Gene Ontology annotation, cellular component: cytoskeleton; cytoplasm. NCBI's taxonomy places the organism in Eukaryota, Metazoa, Arthropoda, Insecta, Lepidoptera, Nymphalidae. Gene Ontology annotation, molecular function: small GTPase binding; ATP binding; Rho-dependent protein serine/threonine kinase activity. The transcript is spliced from 13 exons. Bases 235 to 4299 code for a protein of 1354 amino acids. The record is from RefSeq and is a predicted model, not a curated record.